Messenger RNA from Populus nigra (black poplar), 1952 nucleotides. RefSeq names its product transcription termination factor MTERF4, chloroplastic. NCBI's taxonomy places the organism in Eukaryota, Viridiplantae, Streptophyta, Magnoliopsida, Malpighiales, Salicaceae. The coding region runs from base 216 to 1760 and encodes 514 amino acids. The transcript has a single exon. The record is from RefSeq and is a predicted model, not a curated record. Gene Ontology annotation, molecular function: double-stranded DNA binding. Gene Ontology annotation, biological process: regulation of DNA-templated transcription.
AGAAUACACUGGUAGACUGGCUUCCUCCUCCUCCUCCUCCUCCCUAUUCCUCAUUUCUCAGUGCACAAACAGCAGCAGCAGCACAACAACAACAAUCAAGUUUAAAGCUUUUAACUUCUCUUUAGUAAGGUAAUCCUCCCACUCUUCUCGUUUCAAUACAAAAAUCAUCAAAAGAAGCAAUUCAAGGACAACCCUGUUCCAUUUUAUUAAUAACUAUGAGCUUUUCAUUGCUUAGAAGAAGAAAGUGUCUAGUUCUAUGCACUAACCCUAUUUCCCCACAAAAAUUUUACACAAAUCCCGCAUUAAUAUCCAAAACCCAACAAAACCCAUGUCCCCGAAACCCUCUCACACAAAACCCUCUCGGGGUUUUACAAUUUUAUGCCCUAUUUUCAACACAAGCUUCCAAAUUCCAUGAAUAUGAGAUGCCUUCAGUUACUUGGGGUGUAGUUCAAGGUAAAAAAGAGAAGCUUGUUAAUCGUGUUAUAAUUUGUGAUUAUCUUAAGGGUUUAGGGAUAAUUCCUGAUGAAUUGGAAAGUUUAGAACUUCCAUCAACUGUUGAGGUUAUGAAGGAGCGUGUUGAGUUCUUGCAGAGAAUGGGAUUGACUAUUGAUGAUAUUAAUGAGUACCCUUUAAUGUUAGGUUGUAGUGUGAGGAAAAACAUUAUACCAGUGUUGGGUUAUUUGGAAAAGAUUGGUAUUAGUAGGUCUAAACUUGGGGAGUUUGUUAAGAGUUAUCCACAGGUGUUGCAUGCGAGUGUAGUAGUUGAGUUGCAGCCUGUUAUUAAGUUUCUUCGGGGGUUGGAUGUUGACAAGCUGGAUAUUGGAUAUGUUUUGCAGAAGUAUCCAGAGCUUCUUGGGUUUAAGCUUGAAGGGACAAUGAGUACUUCCGUGGCAUAUUUAGUUAGCAUCGGUGUUAGUCCUAGAGAUAUUGGACCAAUGGUAACGCAAUAUCCGUACUUAUUGGGGAUGAGAGUGGGGACUAUGAUUAAGCCGUUAGUUGAUUAUUUGGUUUCUUUAGGUCUGCCAAAGAAGAUAGUGGCUCGGAUGUUGGAGAAAAGGCCAUAUGUACUUGGAUAUGAUCUUCAAGAGACUGUUAAGCCAAAUGUGGAUUGUUUGAUUAGUUUUGGGAUUAGGAGGGAAGUACUCGCUUCCAUUGUAGCACAGUAUCCACCAAUUCUGGGUUUGCCUCUGAAAGCUAAGCUCUCUUCUCAGCAGUAUUUCUUUAACUUGAAACUGAAGAUUGAUCCUGAAAGGUUUGCCAGAGUGAUAGAGAAAAUGCCACAAAUUGUUAGCCUUAACCAAAAUGUGAUUAUGAAACCUGUUCAGUUCCUUUUGGAGCGGGCAAUCCCAUCUGAGGAUGUCGCUACGAUGGUUAUAAAAUGCCCACAGUUACUUGCAUUGAGAGUUCCACUCAUGAAGAACAGCUAUUACUUUUUCAAGAGUGAAAUGGGAAGGCCAUUGAAGGAGCUCGUGGAAUUCCCAGAAUAUUUUACUUAUAGCUUGGAAUCUAGAAUAAAGCCCAGGUACGAGAUGCUGAAAAGCAAGGGGAUCAGGUCUUCACUUAAUUGGUUCCUCAAUUGUAGUGAUAAAAGAUUUGAGGAGAGGUUAGAAGGCGAUUAUAUUGAAUCAGAGAGUCUUGGCCCAUCAUUUUGUAUGGGUGGGAAGUUAGAACUACCAGGGUGUGAGAUUCUGUCAGAUGAGGAAGACGAGAUCGAUGAUGAUGAAGAUGAAGUACUUUUCAGGCGCACUGUUUCUCUUUAAUUUUUUUUUUUUGUUAUGUCAGUGAAUCAUAUUCAAAUCAAAUCAAUGACAUGGGUAUCAAGUGAUGCUAGUGUUUUCCCCCAUUAUCAUUAUUUCUGCAGUGUUUCCAGUUCGAAUUUUCAACGGGUCAAUUUUCUUUUUGUACUGCAAUUAGGCUUACAGGAAUACUUAUGAAAUCACGGGGUUUGCUCA